AUGUUGAGUCAAGGUUCAAGUCUAUAUAAUCCUUCAAAAAAACAACAACAACAACAACCACCACUACCACCACCACACGAUUCUUAUCCGUCCUAUACAGCUCCGCAGCCAGUUGUCUAUGGAGAAUAUCCACCUCAACAGACAGGUCUUUUCGGCCCAUACUCUCCAAAAGGAGGCAACGAUAAUGCUCAAUAUCAAUCAGAACAAGCUAAUAAACAAACACCUCCAUAUGUUGAUCCAAAUACAGCUCCUGGUUAUGAACAAACUCAAAUACCAUUUCAAGGCACAGCCAGUCUUUCACCGAGUCAAAUUGCUAAAGAUGAAGAACAAGCUGCAUGGGGUAAUUUUAAUGGAUUUGGAAAUAAAGAAAUUCGUCGUGCAUUUGUUCGAAAGGUCUAUCUUCUUCUUAUGUUGCAACUAUUGGUCACAUUUGGCAUCAUUGCAAUAUUUCAUUUUACACCAUCAGUUCGUGCUUAUGUUCAAUCUCCUGGCGGUCGAUGGGCUUAUUGGUCAUCUUAUGGUGUAUUUAUGGUUACAUAUUUAGCAUUAGCGUGUUGCAAAAAUAUUGGACGUCGAUUUCCAGUUAAUCUUAUUUUGCUUAGUCUAUUGACUUUAUCAAUGGCUUAUAUGAUGGGUAUGAUAUCUGCAUUCUAUGAUAUUGAAUCAGUAUUUCUUGCUGUUGCAAUAACAAGUUUUGUUUGUUUUGGUGUAACAUUAUUUUCAUUUCAAACUAAAUUUGAUUUUACAUCAUGUAUUGGCAUUUUAUUUGUUAUUUCAUUAGCAUUAAUAGGUUUUGGUAUUGCUUGUAUUUUUACCUAUUCAAAAAUAGUGUAUACACUCUAUGCUGGUCUUGGAGCUGUGGCCUUUUCAAUUUUCUUGGCAGUUGAUACGCAAUUAAUCAUGGGUGGAAAACGACAUGAAAUCAAUGCUGAAGAUCAUGUAUUUGCAGCAAUGAUGCUUUAUCUCGAUGUCGUUUAUAUCUUUAUGUAUAUUCUUAUGUUACUGGGUAAACGUGAAUAA
This is a messenger RNA of Adineta steineri, 1020 nucleotides long. NCBI's taxonomy places the organism in Eukaryota, Metazoa, Rotifera, Eurotatoria, Adinetida, Adinetidae. The record is from the annotation of a GenBank genome assembly.